Molecule: messenger RNA, 1080 nt
Organism: Raphanus sativus (radish)
Lineage: Eukaryota; Viridiplantae; Streptophyta; Magnoliopsida; Brassicales; Brassicaceae
Exons: 6
Coding region: 212-829 (205 amino acids)
Source: RefSeq, a predicted model, not a curated record
GUCGUCUAAAUAGCGAGAAAACUAAAAGGGACUUUGAAACGUUAAGGUGUUAGCUUGUAAAGAAACGAAACGUCAUGAAGUUUCUUUGUCUAGAGUUGAAAAAUAGCUAAUCUCUGUUUCAUUCUCUCCUCGGGCGAACCGGACCUGGCACUAAGCUGAAAGUCUGAAACAAACAAACAAUUGGAUUCCAGAGUUCGUUCACAAUCAUCGCAUGGGGGCGUCAGAUUCAACGCUAUUAGGCGCUCAGGAGAAUAGAGGAGGUGGAGAUGUGAUAACGACCAUCUCUCAACGAUCCGAGAAAGUGGAUCCCAUUCUCGAUAAUCUUAAAUCACUCACAGUUAGUAGGCCAAUAUUGAAGUCAGCUGCUCCGAGGGAAAGUAGCUUAACAGAUAUAUUGGUGAGGAAAGCUUUAUCGAGCUCCUCUUCCAAAGAUACGGUGGAUCCUCAAAUACUUGUUGAACUUUUCUCCAUUUACCGUGAAUGGCAAGACAGCAAAGCUCAAGAUAUUACCAACAGACAGGAAGAUAUAGAAAACAAGAUUGAAGUGGCAGAUGCUUUGGCCUCUAAACUUCUACAGAGGUUUAACCACUCCGUUUCUGCUAUGAGGACUACUUCCCACCAUUUAUCUCAAGUUCAUGGCCUGCAGGUGGAGCUUGGGGAGCUUAAAGGAAGGUUGACUGAGGUGAUCAACAACUGCGAUUCAUUGUGUAAAAGAAUAAAUUCUGAGGGACCUGAAUCUCUUAGGUCAACAGUCACUCCCUUUGUUCUUGCACCACCUCCUGAUUCGGUCAGUAGUAGUACUACUCUCUCUUCUAAACAAGAGCCAUAAGAGUCAAUAAUCUUGUGUCACCAUUGAUAAGAUUGGCUGAAUACUUCUCACUAGUCUUUGAUUUUGCAUAAAUGCAAGAUGAUGGCUCUACUGCUCUUCACGCUUUCAGUACUUGUUUUGUUAGUUUGUUUUCCGUUUUGUAUAAUCGCUCGUGAACAAUAGGAAGCCAGUUGUUAUGACGUAGGAAAAUUCAUAUGUUAUAUUCUCUUUGAUACAAAAUCCACAGUGUAUGAUGAUUUGCAGUUUAUUGA